Molecule: messenger RNA, 1260 nt
Organism: Cyprinus carpio (common carp)
Lineage: Eukaryota; Metazoa; Chordata; Actinopteri; Cypriniformes; Cyprinidae
Product: death-inducer obliterator 1-like
Exons: 3
Coding region: 202-1056 (284 amino acids)
Biological process (GO): DNA-templated transcription
Cellular component (GO): nucleus
Source: RefSeq, a predicted model, not a curated record
UUUCCGGUGGUGCGUAGCGUGGCGUCUCGCCGCUGUCUGUGUCACGCCCCUCUCAUGGACAAAAUGGAGGAAACACUCUGCGUUUGUUUGUUUGUUUGAGUGCAGUACACAUUAAUAAUCAUUAGUAAGUUUGCAAACGUAAAUCAGAGCGUGCAUGUAAACGCAGACAUUACGCUGUGUGGAGUGAGCCUGCGUUGAAGGAUGGAUGAGGAAGGCUCCAGCGCUGCGGCGGUGACCAAGUCCUGGGGCUUCCGGCGGAGCACCAUCGCCAGGCGCGAGUUCAUGCAAGCUGUGGGCUCUGUGGAUAGCAAUCCUCCGGUCCAGCGCCGCAAGGGCCGGCCACCCCGGGGCCACUGGGCUGACGAGAGGCGCCGGACUCCUGUGGCCUCUAAACGGGGUCGGGGGGGUCGUGGACGCGUGCCUGCGCUCGCUCCCGCAGGCGAUCGGUCGAGCAGUGACAGUGAAGCUCGGGGAACAGUGGCGUGUGAGGAAGGCCCAUCAGAUCGAGCUGAAGACAGUGACGAUCUCAAUCUGCAGGAGAUUCGGAAGCGGGCUGUAGCUCGAAAGAUGCAAGAACUCAAGCAUGACGGUGAUGCUGCUGUGAAAGGCACAGAAGAUAUCGACGUGGGGCUACUGAUGGACCGGGAAGAGAUGGUGUCAGGAGACACAGGAGGACAGGUGUGCUCCUCCACAGACACAGGGGCAGGUGGGAGUUCUGCCGCUGCCGCAGGAGCUCUCGAAGCCACUGCAGAGGAAGACCAGGAGGCAUUCUCUGAACACGGCGAGGGAGACACUGGAAGGAAGAACCCGGAUGCUGUCUGCUGCACGUGUCAACAAGGACACAGUAACAGGUUGAUGAUCUGCUGUGACUCCUGCCGAACGUGGCGUCAUGUCGACUGUGUUGGCGUCGCAGAGACUUGCGCUCAUCUCCUGCAGAGAAACAGACAAUAUGUUUGUCCCUCAUGCUCUGAUGACUGGGACGCCACGACAGCCAACGGUCUCAGCGGAAAACAUGACAUCGACUCAACUCAUGUGGUAAUUUUCUUUUUUUUCUGAUUAUCUGCUUUUGAGAUAUUAGGUAUAAUAGAAUAUGAACAGUGUGUUCUCCAGGGGUGUGUUCCAGAAAGCAGGGUUAACUUACCAUCUGCUAAACUGAACUCUCGGCUGAUUAACCCAAACCUUGCUUACUUGAGGUGUGCUGGUUCCAGGAGUAAGUUCAUUCAACUCAGAGUAUGUUCCUGGUUAACACCCGAGACCUUC